This is a messenger RNA of Zootermopsis nevadensis, 5579 nucleotides long. NCBI's taxonomy places the organism in Eukaryota, Metazoa, Arthropoda, Insecta, Blattodea, Termopsidae. The record is from RefSeq and is a predicted model, not a curated record.
GGUGUGUGUCUGCCAGUCUUGUUACUUGUUCGGUGCCCGCUUCAUUAGCUGAUCAGGUCAAGACAGUUUCAGGAAAGUCGAGGAUACGGCGCCUUAAACCCUCUCCCAGAGCGGAAGUACGGCAAGAUCUGUGUCCGGCGUCUUCAAAAUUCAGCGUCCGGUGACGUCUUCUGCCUUGCCUACCUUUCUCCUCUCCACACCAUUAACAGGAUCACAAACACAGCACGAUUUCACUACCAGCAACAUCAUUUAUUUGUGUCAGAGAUUUCAGAUACAUUUAUACUUUCGAUACACUAACGUUUAUCAGCAGUCACCGACAAAAGUUUUGUGUCUGUAUAUUAAUAAAUUGUGUAAUUACGUAGGUAGAAUCGCUGUCUUCACCCAGAACAUUCAAUAACCGAAACGUUAGAAAGCUUAAAACCAGUUGUCUGGAGAAGAAAUAAGUAAUAGUCUAUCUAUUUCCUAAUGUUCUCAUCAUUGUAAGCAUCACAAGAUAAGGAAAGUUAUUAACAAAGCUCGUGUCAAUUUAAAAAUAAUCGCUGCACAUCCAUACUCCAUUCUAUUUUUUUAAAAAAAUCUUACUUGCUCAAGGCUUAUAAAAAGAAUCUGAAGACAGUCACACUUUCAAACAUCGCGUAAACCCAAAUCAUUCAAGUCUUGUCUUUAUCUACCUAGCGUUAAAAUAUCAGUCAUAUUAGAAACUGGUUCUGAAGUGUUAAAUGUUUUGUUUUAUCAAUAUGAUCUUGUUUUGAAAUCGAAGUCAAGAUCGGAUUAAUAACGGGUCUGAGUGUAUCUUGAAAUACUAGUAAAUAAAAUUCCUGGCUUUUGGAAAUUGAAAUAAAACACCAAAUGCACAAAAUGUAAUAUUAUUCAACAUGCCAUUUAUUUCGUGUGACGUUUACCUUAGACUGGCGAAACACUGUAAACAAUGAACAUCUACUGUAAUUGUUCUGCAUUUGGAAGUGAGUGUUUUUCAAAAGAUAAUUCUCUACAGUAUUAGGAAUUGCAUUGAUUGUGUUUAGCAUUCUAGUCUUUAUCACGAAGAACAGGUUACAACGUUCAUAAAGCGAUUUCACUAUUCAGAAUCAGUUUGACUAUCAUAUUUUCAAUGAAGCCGCAUUAGUGCAAAAGCCUCAACAAAUUAUUUCACAUUUAAAACACCGUACUAUUAAUUUCCUGGCUGGUCAAAGGUCAUUAAAAACAUACUAACGGUUCAGAAACAGUUCCACUAGAAUUCAAAUGCAUUACGCAACGUGAAGUUUACUUCAGAUGCUACCUUAGCACGUGCACACCGGCAACCCUCCUGACGCCAUAGUAAAGCGGGACGGUCUACAGAGCAGGUGCUCUCUGCUAUCUUCUCAAAACAGCGAAGAGUCUAUAAAAUGCCUCGCAACAAUGGAAAUGGUGGAGCAGACGGAGACGUCAUGCUAUUGGUCCGUGCGACAGCAGCGCUAAUCCCAUUGGUACUGCUACACGUCUGCCUAUUGGUUGCCGGAGAAGACGCAUCUGAACCGACGUCAAUCGACCAGACGCGCACAAGCAGAUUUCCACGUUAUCGAUUCAACAUACGCAAAGACGACAUCUUCCAUGAUACCAGGGUAGUGCCUGUGGAACACCAAGUGUCGGCAUUUCUCUACAAAGGCGAGACAAAACUGUUCUUCUUCCUGAACGAACGAGAUCAGAGCCCACUGUCCUUGACAGUCACACCCUGCACAUCCAGUGUGCUGUGGAGCGUCCGCUAUAGACACCAGAAUGACACGGGAAAACUGGACGACAUGCGAAUUCAGACGGGGGACAACAGCUCAGAACCGCCACUGGAGGAGUUCAGAAGCAAUGAAAUGAGAACCUUCAGUACAGAGAGUGCUCGUCCGGGUCUAUACGUACUGCAGGUGUCACCACUGGAGCGAGAAACCUACGUCAAGCUGUACGCCAGCCUGGAGCCUGGGGGUCCACACCCCCUGCGCCUCUCCCAGGGGCCCCGUUUGCGUCUACAAAAGAGACAGCGCCGGAAGAGGCUAACAGUGCGUUGGGAGCCCAGCCCUGUGGAUCCACACGUGAUGCACUACUGUCUGGUUGUUAACACAAGACGCUACUACUCGACGCUCUGUGAGGCUCAGGGCGAGCGUAAUGGGGUAUCUCCCCCCGAAGCAUCUAACGCCGCGGGAUUUAACUUUCCACGUGAACAGGCCGAGGCGCAUAAGAAUGAGUUGGCUAGCAAAGCGGCUCGACUCAACGCCAGUCGCUUGGGCCGAGGUAGCGGUGGUGCGGGUGGCCAGCUACACGAGGAUAUCGUGGUUGGCUGCGUGGGGCGCAAAACCAGCUACACUGUGUCCAACCUGGAACAUGGAAAGGUAUACCACUUCAACUUGUUCGCGGUGAACAGGCGUACCAACCUCAGCUUUCCGUACGGUCGCACCACGUUGAAGUAUGAGCCUCGAAGUAAACCAGCAGGACUGCGAGACGGAAAAGUGUCCACUGUGAACCUCAGAAAGAUGGAUGGGACAGCAACGUUCAAGUUCAAGGUAGGGAAGAACGCAGAGAACGAGAUGCAUCUCUAUGUGAUGUCGUGUGGGGGCGCUGUUGAUGCAGAACUCACACUAAAGGGAGAAGUGGUCAUACCUCGGAAAAUAAUAUAUGGAUACGAGAGAUUCCGAGUGAUGAACCCGGCUCGCGGCCAGCGAUACGUGUUGCGAGUGAUGGCUUCCAACUCGGAGGAACUACGUCGAAUCAAGGCCGUCGAGAAAAGUUCUACAGGCUUGACUGGUAGAAAAUGUUCCUACGAAAGAGAUACAAAUUUCUGGAAAUUAUUCCCUGUGGAUCCACACGUGAUGCACUACUGUCUGGUUGUUAACACAAGACGCUACUACUCGACGCUCUGUGAGGCUCAGGGCGAGCGUAAUGGGGUAUCUCCCCCCGAAGCAUCUAACGCCGCGGGAUUUAACUUUCCACGUGAACAGGCCGAGGCGCAUAAGAAUGAGUUGGCUAGCAAAGCGGCUCGACUCAACGCCAGUCGCUUGGGCCGAGGUAGCGGUGGUGCGGGUGGCCAGCUACACGAGGAUAUCGUGGUUGGCUGCGUGGGGCGCAAAACCAGCUACACUGUGUCCAACCUGGAACAUGGAAAGGUAUACCACUUCAACUUGUUCGCGGUGAACAGGCGUACCAACCUCAGCUUUCCGUACGGUCGCACCACGCUCAAGUACGAGCCUCGAAGCAAACCAGCCGGACUGCGAGACGGAAAAGUGUCCACUGUGAACCUCAGAAAGAUGGAUGGGACAGCAACGUUCAAGUUCAAGGUAGGGAAGAACGCAGAGAACGAGAUGCAUCUCUAUGUGAUGUCGUGUGGGGGCGCUGUUGAUGCAGAACUCACACUAAAGGGAGAAGUGGUCAUACCUCGGAAAAUAAUAUAUGGAUACGAGAGAUUCCGAGUGAUGAACCCGGCUCGCGGCCAGCGAUACGUGUUGCGAGUGAUGGCUUCCAACUCGGAGGAACUACGUCGAAUCAAGGCCGUCGAGGUCCUUGCUACUACGCGCCCGGCAGUGAAGUUCCCCCUUCCGGAACUUCCAUCAGAGCCUCAGGUGCACGAAUAUGACAGCAUGAGGAAAUGUGACUCAGUGACGGUUGGCUGGGUACGGUCUCCCGACCCCCAGGUUGCUCGCUACUGUGUCUUUGCACGGGAGGACAAACGGAAGGAGCUUGAAACAAGACGGCCCAACCAGUGUGCACUUGAUUCCAAGCUCAAGAACACGUCCGAUUUCGCCAUGAUGCAUUGUCAGGACAGAAUACCAGAAGACAAUAGGUCGGUUAUAACUCAGACCAUUGGAAACCUUAAGCAUGGACGGAGUUACAUUGUUCAGGUAACCGUGACUAAGUCACGAGGAAAGACACUGUCCUACGACUUACUGCAAGCACAGACCAAACCCGUCUGUGCGUAGCGCCACGUCACACGAAGAAAAGUCAAGUCUUCAAAGACGCGUCCAAAGGAAUGAGACGAAAGGCGACGGUCACAACGAAAUGACUGUACCGAUUAAAUUAAGUUUGUAUUUUUGAUACGAAAGUGUGUGGACACGAAACGCCGACACCAGAUCAAGAAUAAUUUCAAAUCGAUAUUAAAAUGAAUUGUGCAAUAUGUUUCAUGCUUGUAAGAUAGCGGAACUACAAAUGUUGAAUAACACUGUAAUACGAAGAGAGAGUUGAAAUUCCCAGCCAGUGGGACAAGGCCUGUGUAAUUACCACCGAAAGCGUGGUUUAAAAUUCCUGACUUGCCUUUUUUGAAGUACGAACUGUAAACCAGAACACCAACGUAGACCACGAAAAGUAGAUUUAAGGACAAAGUUCUGUCCCCGGGAGAAUCUUUCCUCACUACCCAGCCCAGAAUACCCAGUCUCUAUCUAAAACCAAGGGAAAUUCAUGAUCUAACAGGUCACAUAAGAGCAAAUGUAACUUCCACGUUGUCCUUACUUAACAGAUAAGUGUUGUUCUGAUUGCUCGAUUAGUGUCAACUUACUGAAAGAAAAUACGUUAAGCUAAAGUUAUGUUUAUUGCUUUAAUAAAUGAAUUGAAUUUUUUCACAAUGUUGCUAUAUUGUAAGGUCAGUCUUGGUUAGUCAGUAGAAACUUCCGGGAUAUUAAAAGUAAUUAUUUUUUAAAUUAUGAUACGUAAACAAAGAAUUCUAUUUUAAGUUAAGGUAUAAAAAUGUAUGGUGUAAUUACAAAUAAGUUACAGACGGGUGUUUUAAUGAUUGGCACUUUAUUUUUAAUUGUCAAAAUGGAAGUAUACUGACUCGUAUAAAUACAAGAUUAAAUUACUUCCUUCUAAAUUUUAAAACUGAUGGUAGCACAUCUCUGGUCUUCAUUAGCAUUAUACAAGUUAUGUUCACUUAAUCAAUGUUACAUAUUUUCAUAAUCUCUUUCAAGAACAUGGCUAUAAAUUUGAAUGUUCGUUCAGAAUAUUGUAAUGACGUAAUAUCUGAACUGGUAUAAAAGAAUUGCAACAAACAUGGCAUUAAAGGGUUAAACAUUAUUAAAUUAAUUUGUAAAGUGAUGAAGGUUCAGACUGCUAAAAUAUAUUCUACGAAUAUAUUAAUCUUUUUAGACACUAUGAACGAGAUAUCUCGGUCAUAAUACCUACUUUAAGCAUAUUCGACGCUUGACAUCUGUUCAAAUCGUCUGUUUCUGACAUUUUUGACCAAAUGCGGUUUCUCAACAGUGGAAAUCAUUUCGGUUGAAGCCAAGAUGCACAAUGACAAACAAGAUUAUGUUAAUACUGUGUUUGAUUUUUUUUAAAUAUGAUAAGAACCAGGGCAUUACUGAUAAGAAAUUAUGAGGAAACAAUUUUCCGACUGUAAUAUAUUUUCCUCCCUAGUAAUGAGUUCAGUUUGGUCUGCCAUUUGGUUACCAGUACAAUUUUAUUGUUACGUAAUACUACAGUGUUUGAUGUUGCUAUGCCAACACUAGAACAACUGAAAGUAUAAAUAAUAUGAGGCUCUUAAAGUUACAAGUAUUUUAAGUUGAAAAUGUAAUGUAAUAAUGCAUAUAAUACAGAAUACAUUUUGAUUAAACUGAAUAUAUUUCUUAGAAGAA